Messenger RNA from Odontomachus brunneus, 1181 nucleotides. RefSeq names its product eukaryotic translation initiation factor 4E-binding protein 1 (gene Thor). Lineage: Eukaryota; Metazoa; Arthropoda; Insecta; Hymenoptera; Formicidae. Gene Ontology annotation, cellular component: cytoplasm. The transcript is spliced from 3 exons. Gene Ontology annotation, biological process: negative regulation of translational initiation. The coding region runs from base 414 to 755 and encodes 113 amino acids. The record is from RefSeq and is a predicted model, not a curated record. Gene Ontology annotation, molecular function: eukaryotic initiation factor 4E binding.
CGCGUUUCCUUGGCAUUGUAGGUUAUGUUGCGCUAUAUUCGCGAGAGCAAACACGCAUUGUCGCGAUAGCGCGUAAAAUUCGCACUUGAAUCAAUCGUAGGGAAGUAGCGGUCGCGCGUGAAAAGCUUGGUUCACGAGUAACCGCACGAUCCCCCGGCGAAGUCGCCUCUGUCGCUUCCAUUGUCGACUUAAAUUCGUGCACAUUUGUCUAGAUUGCGCGUCUUGUCCGUUCUCCGGGUUAUUACGCAGCGGUCAUUCGUGCUCCUUAUCGCCAAGCAGCCCGGCGGAGAGGCGUCAGCGACGCGGAGCAAACACGAGCUUCUUUGUUUUCGGCGGAUCGAUUGUGAGACGCGCGAGAGCUUGACAAAAGAGAAGGAACCGAGAGAAGCACCGAGCAGCAACGUAGUAGCACAAUGUCAGCAUCUCCGAUCGCUAGACAGGCUACCCAGAGCCAGAGUAUACCGUCCAAGAGGGUCGUCAUUCAUGAUCCCAAUCAGUUGCCGGCCGAUUACUCUUCCACUCCCGGGGGCACUCUCUACUCCACGACACCGGGAGGUACACGCAUCGUCUACGAGCGCGCGUUUCUCAUGAACCUCCGGAACUCACCGAUAUCACGAACGCCGCCACGAAGCACACUGGCCAUACCGUCGGAAUUGCUGAAAGGCACACCAGCCAUCACAACGAAUCCCGCCAAAAAUGCUGAUAAAGACGCUCUGAUCGAGGAGUCCGCGGAGCAAUUUGAAAUGGAUAUGUGAUGUAAAUACCAGCGCUACCGCUACUGCCACUCGUGAUUGCGACGUGUGUUCUUAGCUAUGCUCGAAAGUCGAUGUCGCACGGCAUGCUUCGGAAGAGUGUGGCUUAACAUACCUGCCCAGGAUUCAAUUCUGUGCCUUUCACUGGUGUCUUUACUAAGGAUUACGACCUUUCAACAAGCGAUAACACCUUCGUCGCGGACGAAGCAACAUAUGUCUACUCCCAUAUGUAUUAUAUACAAUCCAUUUAAUUCUCGACGUUAGCGCCCGGCCGACGUGUGCGACACGUAUUGUAAUUUUUACGUGGCUAAGAACGGCUGUGGGCUUCGACGAUCGUGAUGUCUUCCCUUGAAAUCUGCUGACGCAAUAUUUUGUAAUCUGUUUCUUAAGGGACUUGUAUCUGCGAAUAAAUGAUACAUUUUAUACGAA